Molecule: messenger RNA, 1170 nt
Organism: Lottia gigantea (owl limpet)
Lineage: Eukaryota; Metazoa; Mollusca; Gastropoda; Lottiidae
Exons: 1
Coding region: 1-1170 (389 amino acids)
Source: RefSeq, a predicted model, not a curated record
AUGUUUAAAGUCGCCGCCCCAGUUCAGCUACCAAACCUAAAUGGUUAUAAGCAGAAUGGCUCGACCAACAACCGAGACGAAGACGAGCUGAAAAUCCCAAAUAUUUCUUCAUUCUAUCGUUCACCUUAUAAUGGUAGAGUCAAGUGCAAGAAGACUCCGAAUCAUCCAAGUAUCAUCACAGAUUCCAACAGAAAAGAACUUCCGGUAGUUUCGAACGUUUCGUGCGAUUCUGAUUCCGUACAAUUGACCAAAUCAGAAACUACUUGUACCGGAAGUACCGCUUACACCGGAAGUACAGAUGGCGGUUCAGACAGUCAUUCGGACAUAUCUAGCAAUAACUCUUCAGGUCUUCGAGGAAUUCUUUCGAACCGUGAAAAGAAAUCCAAAAAGAAGACCGAAAAGAGAGUAAAGUUUCACGAACAGUUGGAGGAUAUUCGAGAGGUCAAGGACAUUUCGUGUAGACCUUUCAAAAUCAAACCACAUCCUUUGAGCGUGAAAAUCAAAGAAAACAACCUAUUUAACAAACUUUCGUUACGGGGUACGGCUAGUGAAACUGAUAUAUUCCGUAAAAGGAAACAUCAAUACGAUGUCGACCGCCAAACUCAUUCAUUUAGUGAUAUUGGAAGUAUUUCGAUUGAGACAACGUCCCCGGGUUCCUAUUCGAGUGGAUCCACAUAUAGUGAGAACUCUAAACAAAUGAAGUCUCUUUUCAAAUCUCCUAUGCGUCAUUCCUAUCAACAACAGUAUCCUAGAAGCGAAGCUUACAGAAAGAGGGACCCAUAUUCCCCGAAACAAGACAAACGUUGUCCGCCUGUUGCUUUUCGUGAACCCGUAAACAAACGAUCUGAAUCUGUUCUGUCAAUGUACUCUCCUAAAUUUCUUCACGAUUCCAACGGUCAACAAUUUGUAGUCUGUCGUCUUGCUAUCCCAGAUCAUGACGAUUUUUUGUCUUCAUACAAAAACGAGAACAUUUUGAGAGUGAAACCGGGCUUAAAACCUGUUCUCCCCGAAGAGCUAGCCACAAUCAAUACGAAUGCCACUAACUUCUGUAACCGAGACAAGUCCAGUCGUAUUAUGCGGUGGUUAGAUUCCGUGGAUGAUGUUCACACUAAAGAAGGGAGGUAUGCCGAACUUUUCGAAUCUGUGUUUCAUACCCAUAGGACUGGAUAG